AUGAAGGAGGACCUGUACCAGAAUUCGUUUCUAAUCAAUCGAGUAAUGUCGUCAGAUCUGACAGCAGGGAGCGAAGUCAUGAUCCAAGGCCUUGAGGAGGGAUACAACGGCAAGUCAGGAGUCGUGCUGGAGACAGGAGAGAGGUUCAAGGUUCAAGUUGGGGAGGAAACCCUCCUCGUCGAGCCUGGCAACCUCGUUCUUGCGCGCAAGGAGGACGUGGGAGCAGGGCGCGAGGAGGAGGGGAGGGUUUGCGCCAUCUGCUACGAUCCGCUGACAGAGAAGGAGCGUGCAGAGCUCCCUUGCUGCGGCAAUGCUUCCUCGACAGUCCAGUACUGCACCGAGUGUAUCCAAGUUAUCAUAGAAAGAGUUCCCCCCGAGCACUGCCCUGAGAGCUGGGGGAGGCGCGAGGAAUGGCUGGAGAGCAUCCGGCAGACGAGGAGGAACAUGGGAGCAGCAGCAGGAGGAGGAAGGGAGGAGGAAGAGCGUGUCGAGGAGCAGGUCGAGGAGCAGGACGGAGGAGGUUUGGCGCGAUGUGUAAUGAUGUAA
Messenger RNA from Guillardia theta CCMP2712, 546 nucleotides. RefSeq lists its product as hypothetical. Lineage: Eukaryota; Cryptophyceae; Pyrenomonadales; Geminigeraceae. Bases 1 to 546 code for a protein of 181 amino acids. The transcript has 9 exons. The record is from RefSeq and is a predicted model, not a curated record.